Limulus polyphemus (Atlantic horseshoe crab) is the source of this 1725-nucleotide messenger RNA. Its product is annotated as glycine-rich cell wall structural protein-like. The transcript is spliced from 11 exons. Lineage: Eukaryota; Metazoa; Arthropoda; Merostomata; Xiphosura; Limulidae. The record is from RefSeq and is a predicted model, not a curated record. The coding region runs from base 1 to 1725 and encodes 574 amino acids.
AUGCAGAAUAAGGUAGUUUGUAUUUUGUCUCUGCUACUAUCAACAACGUGGGUACAUUGUGAAACUCAGGAAGAAGUGCAGAAAGAUGACGACUUGAAAGGUGAAGCUACUGGUUACGGUGGUGGAGGAGGAGGAGGAGGCUAUGGAGGCGGAGGAAUAGGCGGAGGUGGAUUUGGUGGUGGUGGAGGUGUUACUAUACAGGCUAUACCAAUAGGCGGAGGAAUAGGCGGAGGAAUAGGUGGAGGUGGUUAUGGAGGUGGCGGAGGGGGAUAUGGCGGUGGGGGUGGAGGCGGAGGCGGAGGAGGUUAUGGUGGUGGAGGCGGAGGCGGAGGCUCAGUUGUUCUAGGACUUCUUGCUGUGCCAUUACAACUACAAAGUGGAGGUGGUGGUGGAUUUGGUGGUGGAGGAUUUGGUGGCGGCGGAUUUGGUGGAGGAGGACUUGGUGGCGGCGGAUUUGGUGGCGGAAAGGGUGGUGGAGGAGGAGGCAAAGACUUUAAAAAGGUUAAUUGUAAUGCACCCUUGGUUUCACUCAGAGCCAAAGCUCCGAGUUACUUGUAUCGCCCUCUGCGGCAAGUAGUUUGUAUUUUGUCUCUGCUACUAUCAACAACGUGGGUACAUUGUGAAAGUCAGGAAGAAGUGAAUAAAAAUGACGAUUUGAAAAGUGAAGCUACUGGUUACGGUGGUGGAGGAGGAGGCUUUGGAGGCGGAGGAAUAGGUGGAGGUGGAUUUGGUGGAGGUGGAGGUGUCAGUAUACAGGCUAUACCAGUUGCAGUAGGUGAAGGAUUCGGUGGUGGAAAAGGUGGAGGUGGUGGAGGGGGUUAUGGCGGUGGUGGCGGAGGAGGAUAUGGCGGUGGUGGCGGAGGAGGAUAUGGCGGUGGUGGAGGAGGAGGAUAUGGCGGUGGAGGUGGAGGAGCAGUUGCUCUUGGAAUUCUUGCUGUGCCACUGCAACUACAAGGUGGAGGAGGAUUUGGUGGAGGUGGAUUGGGUGGAGGAGGAUUUGGUGGAGGCGGAUUUGGUGGAGGUGGAUUUGGCGGAGGAGGAUUUGUUUAUACCAUUCUAGCUAUACCAGUUGCAGUAGGUGGAGGAUUUGGUGGCGGAAAAGGUGGGAGUGGUUAUGGCGGUGGCGGAGGAGGUUAUGGAGGUGGUGGAGGGGGCUAUGGCGGUGGAGGCGGAGGGUCAGCUGUUUUAGGACUUCUUGCUGUGCCAUUACAACUACAAGGUGGAGGUGGAUUUGGUGGGGGAGGAUUUGGUGGUGGAAGGGGUGGUGGCGGAGGAGGAGGCAAAGGAGGCGGUUAUGGAUGGUGGAAUGUAGUUUGUAUUUUGUCUCUGCUACUAUCAACAACGUGGGUACAUUGUGAAAGUCAGAAAGAAGUGAAUAAAGAUGACGAUUUGAAAAGUGAAGCUACUGGUUACGGUGGUGGAGGAGGAGGCUUUGGAGGCGGAGGAAUAGGUGGAGGUGGAGGUGUUAGUAUACAGGCUAUACCAGUUGCAGUAGGUGGAGGAUUCGGUGGUGGAAAAGGUGGAGGUGGUGGAGGGGGUUAUGGCGGUGGAGGCGGAUAUGGCGGUGGUGGCGGAGGGGGAUAUGGCGGUGGAGGUGGAGGAGCAGUUGCUCUUGGAAUUCUUGCUGUGCCACUGCAACUACAAGGUGGAGGAGGAUUUGGUGGAGGAGGAUUUGGUGGAGGGGGAUUUGGUGGAGGAGGAUUUGGUGGAAAUGAAGCUAAUUGA